UGUACCGCACGGAGGCACGGAUGUGUCGCCAUGAAACCGAGACAGUUCGCGUUCGCUUUACGCGCAGGACAGGUCAAGCGGCCGCCGCUUCCUCGCAAUGAGUCCAAGGGUGACGUCCUUGCCUCUUCACCAAAUCGAAGACACCAGGCGCUGGCACUCCCCGACCAUCUCGAGCGCGUCGGUCGGCGCUGCGCCUCCCUCCCUCCAUCACCGGCGCACCUCCUCCCUCCCCUCCCUCGCCGGCGACCACAGCGGCGACCGGAUCCCUCAUCGGCGACAGCUUGCGGCGCCCGCCCCUGCCCCCCCCCCCCCCCGCGGCUCGCCUCCUAGGUGUAUCUCGCGGCUCGCUUUCCAGGUGGAUCUCGCGGCGCCGCGCCCAUGCCCCCCGGCGGCGGAGCUUCCUGCCUCGGUGGCGGCCUCGCCACCCGAGCGCUCCGCCUCCGGGCUUCGCCGCGCCACGCUCGGUGCUUCCUAGCGCUGCUCCGCGCGCCUCUCCAUCGCGGCGGCCUGCGCGGCGGCGCGGCGCGGCCUGCGCGGCGGCGCGGCCUGCGUCGGCGAGACCGGCAGCGGAGAUGGCAUGCGAGCCCGCGGCGGGGCGGACCGGCGGCCGCGGCGGCUCCUCCUCGCCGUCUUCCUCGGCUCCCUCGACCCCGGCACCUCGCCGUCCUCCCCACUCCCUCCCUCCCUCCCGAGCUCCCUCCGGCGGUGGUUGGCCGGAUCCGUGCCCUCCCGCACGGGGCCACGGCGGCGGCGGCCGUGGAGGCCCCCUCCCGCAGGGCGCGGCGAUGGCGGGUGGCCUCCGGUCAGCCGUCACCUGGUGGCCCUCAUCCCCAUCGCGACCAGUGGCUGCAGUACAACCUAAUCACCUUGCUGCAUCAGGAAGCUGAAGAGCGUAAAAACGUCAUGAAGGAUCCAAAUUCAGUUGUGCCAGCAGCAUUUGUUUCAUUUCGCUCCCGUUGGGGUGCAUCAGUCUGUGCUCAGACCAAACAUACUAGCAAUCCAACAGUCUGGUUGACUGAAUGGGCUCCAGAACCUCGUGAUGUUUACUGGAAUAAUCUAUCAAUCCCAUUUAUUUCCCUCACCAUCAGGAGGUUCAUCAAAGGUAAUUCAUGAUUCGAUGUAUCACUUGGACAAAAUUAAAUGACUAUCAUUUUUUGGAGUGUGAUAUAUUUCCAGAAUAUGUUUGUGGUUAGUUUAAUUGAUUUUGUUGUUAUUACAAAGUGUUAUAAUUCCUACUUAGGAUAUCUCAGAAAAAUCUCACAUUUGCUGCAGGCUUUUUUCUUUAUAUGUUGUGUUUUGCUAAUCGGAGGCAUAGAGUUCUUGCUUCAAGAUAAUUUGCUGCAUAUACCUUUUUUCUUGCUUUAGAUCAAGAAUGUACGAAAACGAUCAUUUGCAGUAUUUAUUUAUGUUAAAUGUCACCAUCUAUUAAGUUUGACGAGGUCA
Molecule: messenger RNA, 1443 nt
Organism: Panicum virgatum (switchgrass)
Lineage: Eukaryota; Viridiplantae; Streptophyta; Magnoliopsida; Poales; Poaceae
Product: dapper homolog 3-like
Exons: 3
Coding region: 379-1113 (244 amino acids)
Cellular component (GO): plasma membrane
Molecular function (GO): calcium-activated cation channel activity
Source: RefSeq, a predicted model, not a curated record